This is a messenger RNA of Nematolebias whitei (Rio pearlfish), 906 nucleotides long. RefSeq lists its product as uncharacterized. Gene Ontology annotation, cellular component: cytosol; nucleus. The transcript is spliced from 4 exons. NCBI's taxonomy places the organism in Eukaryota, Metazoa, Chordata, Actinopteri, Cyprinodontiformes, Rivulidae. Gene Ontology annotation, biological process: spermatogenesis. The coding region runs from base 217 to 906 and encodes 229 amino acids. The record is from RefSeq and is a predicted model, not a curated record.
GCCGUUUUCCGGGGGGGUUGAGAAGAGAAAGACAGGAUUUACAGCUGGGGAGGGAAGAACCUGAAGAGCUGCAGGCGUUCCUGCCAUCUCUCCAUAGAACUCAGCGGAGGAAAGUUCAGUUCGUCUUCGUUGUUGUUAUUUAUUUGUUUAUUUAUUUAUUUGUCGCCGCCGAGCCUGUGGUUUGUUUUAAGACGUCAGAGGCAGCUGUUGUUAGACAUGUUCAAGAAAACGAAGAGUAAAGUCCUGGUGGAUUAUGCGUCAGAGGAGGACGACAUGUCGUGGCACCAUCAUCACUCCUACAAGGAGAAAGACGCAGGAGAAGAUGAGGACGAGGAAACCGUCGCCACGGCAACAAUGGAGGCCAAGGUGAAAAAGAUCAUGUCCAAGAAGGAGAGAAGGGAGAAGAAGAUGCUCUCCUCUAAGGAUGAUGAACACUUCUUGCUGACAGGAGUAAAGCUGGCUGAUCGCAAAGGGCCUCAAAAGAAAGUCAAGGACAGCGAGAAGGAGAAGAAGGACAAGACAGACAAAGGCUACUGUUUCUGGGACAGCGUUACGAUGACGAUGAGGCAAAUCUCACCAGCCAAGAAACUGGAGAAGAUGGAGGGCUGGGAGCCGCCACACUUGGAGAAAUUACCUGAGACUGUAAACGAUGAACCCCUUGUGGAGAACAGUCAGAAAGGAGAGUUUGCGGUGUCCCUCCCAGACGCCCUAAGCAUUCCAGUGGAAAUACCAUCAUGGGGUGGCCUGGGUUUUGAGGAGGACUCCUCUCGCUAUGCCAACCUGACAGACUCCAAUGAUUCAGCAGCUGCAGUGAAGUGGACGUCUCGUGCCAAGGUCAAGCUGGCUGGCAUCAGCAGGAUGAGCCGAGGGAUUGUGUCUGAGAGCGCAUGGGGGGGCUUUAAAUAG